CAGGAAUUGCCGAAGAAUCAGACCAACUACGAUAAAACCACGGAUCCGUUGUCAUGACGCGAGGAUGAUUUUCGUGCGUUCAGCGCAUCCGUUGCGCGCCUGAGCAAGUUGCUUAGGAGACUCGCCGGCGCGUCUGAAGAAGCCCAGCUGACGGUUUCUUACCUUCUAUAAAGUACAUCCACGACGUGCACUUGAUCCAAAGACAGCUCAGUGUAUCGACUUACCUAGAUGGACUCGAUCGCAAGACCGGUUCCGUCCAGGUGUUUCAAAAUACUUGAACACUCGAACUGUCGUCAGAUUUCAUAUAACUGAGAUCCACAGUCUGGGACCUUCAAUCUUUUCUCCGCUAAAUAUGUACCAGGGGCAUUUGCAGGGGAAAGACGCUAGGGCUGCAGAUAAGACCGUUGCCAUGGUCCUGAAGGAGAUACCCAAUAAGGCAUCCUCAGAAGGCAAGCCCCUCCUCACGAUGACAAACAAGCUGGUGAGUGAGCAACAAGAGAGCCGUCCCUUGCUGAGCCCCUCUAUCGAUGAUUUCCUCUGUGAGACCAAGUGUGAUGGAGCUGCCCGUCCAGUAACCUCCAACACGGCAGUACUGUCCUCCUCCUUGGAUCUGCUGGAUCUGAGCGAGCCCGUUGAGAGAAGACAAAGCAAAGACAGGAAAAGCUCUCUUUCCUCGAAGGGGACACCGUACAGAAAGAAGCCAGAUGAAACAGAGCUGAUUCAGGUGGACAUCGAACAGAGCAUCACCUGUUCCCGCACAGCUGAAAAAGUUUCACUGGAUUCAGCUGCAGUUACAUCUUCGUUGGAGAAAUGGGAGGAACUCAACCUACAUCCAGAGCGAAAUGGAAACAGAAAGUGGAAACUCGAGAGAAGACGUUCAUCUAAACUUUCGGGGGAAUUUAUGUGGUCUACGGAUUGCAAGACUCAGCCAGACGCCACAGUCCCCAGGAAAUCCCUGGAGGUAUAUAAUAAAGUAGAGGCAGAGGCAGCACAAGUUCCUCAACUCAACAGGCAAUUUAGUAGUGGAAGACAUGGCCGUUUGGGCAAAGACCAAAGGUUGGGCAGCACACUCCUGUCCAGAAACCAGUCUCUGGAGGAAGAGUUUGAGAGAGCCAAAGCAGCAGUCGAGUCGGACACAGAGUUUUGGGACAAGAUGCAGGCGGAGUGGGAAGAGCUCGCCCGCCGGAAUUGGCUUACAGAGAAUGAUGAUCAGCAACAGAUUCCUUCCAAUGUGUCUCCGUAUGAAAAGGGGUACUACUUCCACACAGAUAACCCUUUUAAAGACUGGCCUAAUGCGUUUGAGGAGGGAUUAAGGAAGUCGAGAGAGGGAGAUCUGCCUAACGCUGUACUGAUUCUGGAAGCAGCCGUCUUACAGGACCCUCAUGAUUCAGAGGCUUGGCUGGUGCUGGGAACCACUCAGGCAGAGAAUGAGAAUGAGCAGGCAGCAAUUGUCUCCCUCCAGAGGUGUCUGGAGCUCCACCCCAACAACCUACAGGCCCUCAUGGCCCUGGCAGUGAGCCUGACCAACACAGGGAUGAGGCAGGAGGCGUGCGAGGCACUGCUCGGCUGGAUAAGACACAACCCCAAAUAUAAGCAUCUACUGAAGAACCGCACACACCUGCAGGUCUCACCUGGCUCACGGAAACUGUCCCACUCUUCCUCUAUGGCCUGCUCCCUGCUCCCCGAGGUGAAGGAAGUCUACCUGGAAGCUCCUCAGCAGAGCUCGGACGCGAUCGAUCCGGACUUACAGACAGGAUUGGGGGUGCUAUACAACCUCAGCUUGGAGUUCAACAAAGCAGUGGAAGCCUUCAAUGCAGCACUGUCAGUGCGACCUGAGGACUACCUGCUGUGGAAUCGGCUGGGGGCGACGCUGGCUAAUGGAGAUCGCAGCGAGGAGGCCGUGGAGGCGUAUACCAGAGCCCUGGAGCUCCAGCCCGGCUUCAUUCGGUCACGUUACAACCUGGGCAUAAGCUGCAUUAACAUGGGGGCUCACAGGGAGGCAGCGAGUAACUUUCUGACAGCUCUCGGUCUACAGAGGAAGAGCAAGAGUCGGCAGCUUUCGCAUCAGGUCAUGUCCGGAAACAUCUGGGCUGCCCUGCGAAUAGCACUGUCCAUGCUGGACCAGCCUGAGCUUUUUCAGGCCGCCAACAUAGGAGACCUGGAUUUACUCAUGAGAGCUUUUAACCUGGAUAUGUGAGCAAGAAUACCCUUUAACCGUGGCGAAAAGUCAAAGUCCAAAGUCUUUUAGGAGAAGAACUUUGUCGACAUACUGUACAGUGUAGACAAAACCGGUUACUUGUUUUUCUGCAGAGCACCUUUACAUUCCUGAGAACUGAGUGCCGGUUUAAAACUUUUUGCACUUCAGUUUAUGAUCUCCCCAAAGAGCACAACGCCAGGAGAAGAUUGUACGAAGUAUGCCUUAGUGAAAAUAUCAGCUAGACCUGCAAUGUUACCAUUGGAAGCCAGUGGGAAAACUUUUAAGUGUUCAAGAAAAAUACUGCUUCGAUCCUCAGAGAUCUUUAGACAUGUAGACUCCAUGUAUUGAUUGAAAUGCACUUUUUAUUUAAAAAAAUAUUUUUGGUAGCAUUUAGUUCAAGCCGGGACACUACCCACCUGAUGUCUGCUGCAUCGUCCCCUUUAUUUCCUAGAGCUUGCGGAGCAGAAUACAACGCCUUACUUCUCUUGCAUGGAAUAGUUGAGAUUGAGAUGUCACUAUAUCAUAUUAAAGCCAUUCCUUGCCAUACUUUGACCUCUUCAUCAAAGACUAGGUUCCAUAAAGUUCUAAUGUUGUGGCGAAACGUAUUGAAAUGUCAUGAUGCACAUGUGAAGCAGGGAAAUCUGUUUAACUUCCCUUUUAGCCAGAGUUCUAUGAUGAAUUUUAUGAAAAAAAAAAUGUUUCUAUUUGGAAGAAAACUGCCCUAGGGCUGUCAAACGAUUAAUCAAGAUCAAUCGAAUGCAGAAUAAAAGUUUCUGUUUACAUAGCUAAUUAAUUUUGUAUUUAUAAACACAUACAGAUACAGUAAAUGUAUACAUUUUAAAUAUAUAUAAAAUAUAAACUUUUAUAGAAUAAUAUUUAUUGGUAAAUAGAAAUAAAUACAUUUAAAUAUUUCCUAAAAAUGUAUACAUGUUUGUGUUUAUAAAUACAAAAUAAAUAUGCACAGAACACAGACAUAUAUUAUGUAAAAAACAAACUUUUAUUAUGGCUGCGAUUAAUCACAAUCAUUUGACAACCCUACACUGUAAAAAAUGUUGUUUCAGCUUAAAAAAUGUACCUACUGCCUUAACAUUUUGAGUUAAUUUAACUUUCAAAUAUUAGUUGACUAAAUGAAAUUCUUGUUGAGUUGACUAAACUCGUUGAGUUGACUUAUAUUUUUAAGUUGAAUUAAUUUAAAAUUUUAAGGCAACCAUUUUUAAGUUGAAGUAAAAAAAAGCUAAAAUAUUUUUUACAGUGUGGCAAAAUCGAAGCCAAACAUUUAUUUCGUUUUUCAGUUUAGUGUCACGUUUUAUAACCUUUUACUGUCAUUGUACAUUGUAGUUUAUGAUGGCUGACGUCCAGUUUGCAUGUGAAUGUUUUUUUCUUUAUCGUGCAAACACGCAAAUGCGUAUGCAAAAGAACGAUUUUAAAAUGCUAUGCAAAAUCUAAAGAGAAUUUCUUUUUUCAUUCAGUUGGAAACUGAAAAUUUACAAUUGAGACAGAUGCUUUCAUUUAAACAUAAUAUAUCAAAGUCUGCUUUAUUUUAUAAGCGUUUGUUUUAUCUUAUUCUAAAACGUGGCACUGAUCCAGCUGGUUUUGGUUUAAAAUAUUUUUUUAUUUUUUCCAGACAACUAGCAAGAAUAAAAGAGCGAGCAUGCAAAGCCAUUCAAUCCCUUUUCAACUGCUUUAUUGACUGAAGUUCUCUGCAACUACUUUUUGGUAUGCCCUGUAUAUGCUCAUUAAAAGUUAGGGCAGGCUUGUGCUCUGUAGCAGAAUAGAUACAGUAGAUUAUAUCACGCCUUAGGCCAAAUCUCCUUUUUCUAGAAUUUUGUAUAAACUCAGGUGUGAUCGUCUAGAUGAAGUCACUGCACCUGAUGUAAGAUCGCAUGCCGAAUAUAUUUAUUUUUGAAUGCUUUAGAUUUAUUUAUAUGCAUGAACUUGACAUGCCUAUUUUGAUCUAUACCUUUCAUUUGUAUGACUUAUAUAUAUCACUGUAACCACACUAUUUUGCAUUUCAGUAUAUAUAUUGAUCUGAAAAUGAUAUAUUAACCAUAUAAUAUAGACAUAGGCAUUUUUACAAUGCGGUGGGGCUGGAUAAUGUACACAAGAAAAUCUUUAUAGUUAGGCUACUUAUAUUUAGUAUUCUUGCAAUAGCCAGAUUUACUGACCCCUUUAGAAGUCACAUUAUAAAUUAGAGUCAGUUUCUACAUUAUGCAUCCAUCAGAACUGUGUUUCUGAAUUUGUACAUGAAAACUUGAAUGUUUGCCGCAGGCUUUAUUAAAUCUUGCGCAAUAUUUAAACAUGGCUAAACAUAGACGA
This is a messenger RNA of Triplophysa dalaica, 4513 nucleotides long. It is a transcript of the gene pex5la, whose product is annotated as peroxisomal biogenesis factor 5-like a. Gene Ontology annotation, cellular component: peroxisomal membrane; cytosol. The transcript is spliced from 15 exons. The coding region runs from base 353 to 2197 and encodes 614 amino acids. The record is from RefSeq and is a predicted model, not a curated record. Lineage: Eukaryota; Metazoa; Chordata; Actinopteri; Cypriniformes; Nemacheilidae. Gene Ontology annotation, molecular function: protein binding. Gene Ontology annotation, biological process: protein import into peroxisome matrix, docking.